GACCCUGCUUUCUGUGAUUUCGGGGAUUCUCGUGGUUUGUUGGUUGCUAAUUCUUUAAUGGAUUUUUGAGACCUAUUUCCUUACAUGUGUAUUUUAAAAGGAGAGAAGAAAAGAUAAGAGGAAGGUGUGGGAGCGUAGGAUAAAGCAAAAGAAGAGGUCUUUCUCAUACACGGAUCCCCAUGGAAUGCGGGAAGGAUGCCUAGCAUACCUUGCUGCAACACAUUCUUUUUGUUUAUUUUAAAGGAACCUGCUUUCUUGCCUUCGGAAUUCUGUCCAAAGAGACAAACAUAUAUACGGACUCUAACACAGCCAGCCCCAGAGAGAGAAGGAAACAGAGCAUGUGGAUUCAGUUGCGCUCAGGAGUUAGAUUUCUUUACUCAGAUGGUUAGAUUUGGUUUAGUCGCUUCCGCUACAAUCAAUAUAUAUAUAUAUAUAUAUCCAACAAAAAAUCUCUAGCUUCAAAUACAGGGAAGGCUAGACAAAAUGUUUCCUCGUGAUUGAGUUGCCUAGCGUUAAGACCAACUUGGCUAGACAAAAUAGGUGAACAAGUGAGACACAGAAGAUGAAGUCUGCGGAGAAUGGUGAUAACCAUGGUCAUGAAAACAACUGGUUGGGUUUCUCUCUCUCCCCUCACAUGAGUCUAGACGUUCCUUCUGACUGUAAUGACCAACAUCAACAAGAGAUCCAAGUGAUACGGCCUUCCUCUGCCGCUGCAGAUGCCGUUCCGGCGAGCUUUUAUCACUCCAUGCCCCUUCCUCCUAAUUAUGGCAUUUACUGUGGUGGGCUUGAUGGUGAAAAUGUCGGCUUCUAUUCCUCUCUCCCUGUCAUGCCCCUAAAAUCUGAUGGCUCUCUCUAUGUAAUGCAGUCACAGCCCCAAGUGGCAUCGUCUUCAACCCCGAAACUGGAGAAUUUCUUGAGCAGCUCGACAAUGGGGACCUUGAGCUUAGACAGCAUGAUUUUCGCCAACCAGUCCUCGCGUCGAGAACUCAACAACCCAAACUAUCUAAACCGCGUCGAACAAGGGCAAGACAUCCAGGCCCAACCUUUCUUAUCAUACUAUUCUGGCUUUAGAAGCCGUGAAAUGAUGUUGGAAGGGCCCAAGCAAAAUGAAGUUUCAGACUGUAAUGUCCAGUUCCCAAAUAUUGGACAGGAGGGAGCUUCAGGAAUGAAGAACUGGGGCAUAAGAAUCAGCCCAGCAGGUCAUGCACACGAGUCAGAGAUGAUGGUUAGUGUGGAGGAUAAUAAUGGUGGCGAAUCUGGGUCCAUCGGAUCAGUGGCGUAUGGGGAUUUGCAGUCACUGAGCUUGUCCAUGAGUCCUGGCUCACAAUCAAGCUGCGUCACAAGUUCGCAGAGAGCUUCGCCUUCUGUCAAUGAUUCUGUUGGCGUGGAUACGAAGAAAAGAGGACCUGAAAAGUUUGACCAGAAACAAAUUAUUCACCGGAAAUCCAUAGAUACUUUUGGCCAACGAACAUCCCAAUAUAGAGGUGUAACAAGACACAGAUGGACUGGUAGAUAUGAAGCUCAUCUUUGGGACAACAGUUGCAAGAAAGAGGGUCAGAGUAGGAAAGGAAGGCAAGUUUAUCUAGGCGGUUAUGAUAUGGAAGAAAAAGCGGCAAGAGCUUAUGAUCUGGCCGCACUCAAGUAUUGGGGACCCUCCACUCAUAUCAAUUUCCCAUUGGAGAAUUAUCAAAAUGAACUUGAGGAAAUGAAGAACAUGACUAGACAGGAAUACGUAGCUCAUUUGCGGAGGAAAAGCAGCGGAUUCUCCAGAGGUGCUUCCAUGUACAGAGGAGUAACAAGACAUCAUCAACAUGGGCGGUGGCAAGCUCGAAUCGGUAGAGUGGCUGGAAACAAAGAUCUAUAUCUUGGAACCUUCAGUACCCAAGAGGAAGCAGCUGAGGCAUAUGACAUUGCAGCUAUUAAAUUCCGUGGAGUAAACGCUGUGACCAACUUUGAUAUAACAAGAUAUGAUGUGGAAAAAAUCAUGGCUAGCAGUAACCUUCUUAGUGGUGAACUAGCCAGGCGGAACAGAGAGAUCGAUGGUGGUAACGAUCGGGCUAUCGUUCCUUUAAGCACAGCAUACGUUGGAAACCAGGAUGCGAUUUCAAUGCACAAGAGCUGCGAAGGCCAGUCAUCAGAGUGGAAGCUGGGAACGCAUAUCUUAAAUCGUUCCCAAUGGAUGACGGAACUCGACCAAAAUCCAGCAAGAAUGGAGACUUAUAGAACUCAAUCCUUCUCAAUACCUUUAGAUAACAUGAUCCAUCAAGUAGACGAAUCAACCAAGAUGGGAACGCACGUUUCAAAUCCUUCAUCUUUAGCGACAGGCUUGAGCAGCUCACGUGAAGUUAGCCCUGAGAAAACAAGCUUGCCAAUUCUCACUGAAGCGCCUUCGCUAGUGACAAGCUUGAGGCCACCACUUUCACUGCCCCAUGUGCCGGUGUUUGCUGCAUGGACGGAUACUUGAUUAGUCCAGUUCUUUUUAAAUUGAGAAGCGUUUUGUAUCCACAAUGCGAAGAAAGGGUUAGUAGGCUUCUUGGUGGUGAAAUUAGGGAUGGUGGGGGUUCUUAUUCACAGGUUUUGAUGCUUACAUUUAAUUGAGCUUUUCCCGAUGAAAGAGAAUUACCAAAAUUUCAAAUC
Molecule: messenger RNA, 2637 nt
Organism: Prosopis cineraria
Lineage: Eukaryota; Viridiplantae; Streptophyta; Magnoliopsida; Fabales; Fabaceae
Product: AP2-like ethylene-responsive transcription factor ANT
Exons: 9
Coding region: 563-2464 (633 amino acids)
Biological process (GO): regulation of DNA-templated transcription
Molecular function (GO): DNA-binding transcription factor activity; DNA binding
Source: RefSeq, a predicted model, not a curated record